GGAGGCGGGGCUGGCGCCUCGCGUUUCCCACAGAAUUGUACCUCUUCGCUUGCCGUAGAGUGGGAACCGGAAGCGCCUCUGAGGUCUGCUGUAGGUUUCCGGGCGAGGGCUGCACUCGCCGAUGCCAUGUGGUAGCCUCUGUGAGGCGUUCUUGGUUUCCAAGUCCUGUCAAAAUUCAGGGCUUCGGGUGAGGAGCUGCUUGGUGUCGUGCAGGGCGCUCUGCCGCGGGAGGGUAACGGGUCCGUGGGGUCCGGGGUUGAGGAAAACCUUGGCGCGGCCAGGGGGCUAGAGCCCGCGGUUGACCUGUUGUCGGGGUGUUUGCAAGUCGGGUUCGGCGACCCCGGGGACAGCGGAUUCGUGCGUGCUGGAGAGCGCUGCCUGCAGAGGAAAACUGCCUGGACCGAGGCAUUUGCAGCUUACAGAUGAGCCACCUGCAGUUUGCAUGCACCUCUCCCAAUGGUUCUUUUUCUUAGUGUUUUUAGAAAUCGCUGGUGUGCAAGAUGACGUCCUUAGCCCAGCAGCUCCAACGACUCGCCCUCCCUCAAAGUGAUCCCAGUCUCUUAUCUAGAGAUGAAGUUGCCUCUUUGUUGUUUGACCCCAAGGAAGCGGCCACCAUCGACAGGGACACUGCUUUUGCCAUCGGAUGCACUGGCCUGGAAGAGCUGCUUGGAAUUGAUCCUGCCUUUGAGCAGUUUGAAGCGCCAUUGUUCAGCCAGCUGGCAAAAACCUUGGAGCGCAGCGUUCAGACCAAAGCUGUGAACAAACAGCUGGAUGAAAAUAUUUCGUUAUUUCUUAUUCACUUGUCCCCUUACUUCCUGCUUAAGCCAGCACAGAAGUGUCUGGAGUGGUUGAUUCACAGGUUCCACAUCCAUCUUUAUAAUCAAGACAGCCUCAUUGGUUGUGUUCUGCCAUACCAUGAGACAAGAAUAUUUGUGAGGGUAAUACAACUUCUAAAAAUUCAUAAUCCAAAGCACAAGUGGUUCUGGUUGUUCCCAAUUAAGCAAUCAGGGGUGCCCUUAGCUAAGGGCACCUUGAUUACCCACUGCUAUAAAGAUCUGGGAUUCAUGGAUUUCAUUUGUAGCCUGGUGACCAAGUCUGUGAAGGUGUUUGCUGAGUACCCAGGAAGCUCGGCUCAGUUGCGGGUGCUCUUGGCUUUCUAUGCUUCCACCAUUGUGUCUGCUCUAGUGGCUGCUGAGGACAUAUCAGACAAUGUCAUUGCUAAACUAUUUCCAUAUAUCCAAAAGGGUUUAAAAUCAUCUUUACCAGAUUACAGAGCUGCAACAUACAUGAUAAUAUGUCAGAUCUCUGUGAAAGUGACAAUGGAGGAUACCUUCGUUAAUUCACUGGCAUCACAGAUCAUCAGAACGUUGACUAAGGUUCCCUCCUUGGUCAAGGAUGGAUUAGGUUGCUUGAUUAUUCUCCUGCAGAGACAGAAGCCAGAGAGCCUUGGGAAAAAGCCUUUUCCUCACUUGUGUAAUGUUCCCAAUCUUACUACAAUACUUCACGGUUUAUCUGAAACACAUGACAUCAGUCCUCUUCUGCGUUAUAUGCUUCCCCAUCUGGUUGUAGCCAUCGUUCAUCACAUUGCAGGAGAAAAAACUGAAGAGGAGGAUGGUCAAAUCUACAAAAGACUCUUGGAAUCUAUACUUACAAAAAUAUCACUGAAGAACAAUGUAGACCACUUGUUAGCUAGCCUUCUUUUUGAAGAGUAUAUAUCAUAUUGUUCACAGGAGGAAAUUGAUCCUAAUAAAGUGUCUUUGCUUAAUGAACAGUUUCUUCCACUCAUAAGACUGUUGGAAAGCAAGUACCCCAACACAUUAGAUGUUGUAUUAGAGGAUCACCUAAAAGAAAUUACAGGUCUUAGGAAACAGGAACUUUUUCACCAAUUUAUUUCUCUUUCUACUAGUGGAGGAAAGUAUCAGAUUUUAGAAGAUUCUGAUACUUCCUUGAUGCUCAGUCUGAAUCAUCCACUUGCUCCUGUGCGACUUCUGGCUGUUAAUCAUCUGAAAAAUGUCAUGAGAACAUCAAAGGACGGCAUCGAUGAGUCUUUCAUAAAAGAAGCUAUUCUAACACGAUUAGGUGAUGAUAACAUAGAUGUUGUUUUGUCGGCUCUGAAUGCUUUUGAGAUUUUCCAGCAACACUUUAGUGCGGAAGUGACUGUUUCAAAUCUUCUGAAUCUCUUUCAAAGAGCAGAACUUUCAAAGAAUAGCAAGUGGUACAGGGCCCUGGAGAUAGCAGCAGAUGUACUAAUCAGAGAAGAGAUACUAAAUGGAAAUGAUCAGUUGUCAAAUCAGGUGGUUGUGCAUUUGCUGCCUUUCAUGGUUGUCACUGAUGAUGACGUGGGAUCUGCUGAGAUGAGAAUUGCUGUGUAUUUAUCAAAAUCAGGAAUUUGUUCUCUGCAUCCUCUAUUAAGAGGCUGGAAAGAAGCUCUUGAAAAUGUAAUUAAAAGCACAAAGUCGGGAAAACUGAUUGGUAUAGCAAAUCAGAAGAUGAUUCAGGUGUUGGCUGGCAAUAUAAAUUCAGGAGACCCUUCUUCAAUGUUGAAAAUGGUAGAAGAUUUAAUAAAUGCUGGUGAAAAGGAGACCUGUAGCCUGAAGCAGAAAGUGACAUUUCAUGUGAUUGUGUCUGUACUUGUCUCUUGCUGUUCAUCUGUAAAAGAAACUCACUUUCCAUUUGCAAUAAGAGUCUUCGGUUUGUUGCAGAAAAAAAUAAAGAAGCUGGAAAGUGUCAUUACUGCAGUGGAAAUCCCCUCAGAAUGGCACCCAGAACUGAUGUUAGACAGAGGUUUACCAGAGGAGCUGUGGGUACAUUACAUAGAACAGCUCCACAGUGCCCGGAGGGUUGCAGUGGAGGACUCAGUUUUACUUAUAUUUUCCCUGAAGAAUUUUAUUUAUGCACUGAAGGCUCCUAAGUCUUUUCCUAAAGAUGAUACAUGGUGGAAUCCUGAGUGCCUGGAAGAAGAUGGCAGACAUUACCUGCACUUGCUCACUGGGCUCUUCGAGGUGAUCCUUGGGGGUGCCGAUGCCGUUCAUUUCAGGGUUCUGAUGAAACUUCUCAUGAAGGUACAUCUAGAAGAUAUUUUUCAGUUAUUCAAGUUUUUUUCUGUUUUAUGGACUUAUGGUUCUAACCUUUCAAAUCCACUUAACUAUCGUGUGAAGUCAGUCCUGCAGACUCAGGCUCUUUAUGUAGGCUGUGCACUGCUCUCCUCUCAGAAGAUCCAGUGUAAACAGCAGCUGGCAUCCAUGUCGUCCCCAGUGGUGACAUCUCUUCUCAUUAAUUUGGGAAACCCCGUUAAAGAAGUCCGUCGGGCUGCCAUUCAUUGUCUCCAAACCCUCAGUGGAGUGGCAUCACAGUUUCAUUUGGUAAUAGACCAUUUGGUUCCUAAAGCAGAGGAGAUCACUUCAGAUGCCACCUAUGUUAUUCAGGAUUUGGCUACUUUAUUUGAGGAACUACAGGGAGAAAAGAAACAGAAAUCUCAUCAGAAGUUGUCUGAAACUUUGAAAAACCUACUUUAUUGUGUAUAUGGUUGCCCAUCUUAUGUUGCAAAAGAUUUGAUGAAAGUGUUUCAGAAAGUCAACAGUGAGAUGGUGCUUUCUCAGCUCUUGCCAAUGGUGGAACAGCUACUGGAGAAGAUUGAGAAGGAGCCCACUGCUGUGCUGAAAGAUGAGACCAUUGUUUUGAAUCUCAUUCUGGAAAAAUACAAUGAACACUCAGCCUCCCUUUUACAUAAAGACCUAAAGAGUCUAGAUAUGUUCUUAAAGGCUGUGCACACAACAAAGGAGCUUGACCCAGGAAUGCCAACUAUUCAGAUCACUGCCCUUGAAAAGAUCACAAAGCCAUUUUUUGCAGCCAUAUCAGAUGAAAAAGUUCAGCAGAAGCUUCUGUGUGUGCUGUUCGAUCUGUUGGUGAACUGUAAAAACUCACAUUGUGCUCAGACUGUUGGCAGUGUUUUUAAAGGGAUUUCCAUUAAUGCUGAACAAGUCAGAAUAGAACUGGAACCACCAGAUAAAACUAAAUCCUUGGGCACAAUUCAGCAAACAAGAAGACAAAAAAUGCAGAAGAAAUCACAAGAUACAGAAUCCAUUCAGGAAGUUGGAGGUUCUUACUGGCAAAGAGUAACCCUCAUUCUGGAAUUAUUGCAGCACAAGAAGAAACUGAAAAGCCCUCAGAUAUUGAUACCAACUCUUUUUAACUUGCUGUCUAGGUGUUUAGAGCCUUUGCCACCAGAGCAGGGGAACAUGGAAUAUACCAAGCAAUUAAUUCUUAGUUGUCUGCUCAACAUCUGCCAGAAACUCUCCCCAGAUGGUGGCAGGAUACCUAAAGAUGUUGUAGAUGAGGAGAAGUUCAAUGUGGAAUUGAUAGUUCAGUGCAUCCGCCUUUCAGAGAUGCCUCAAACUCAUCACCACGCCCUUUUACUUUUGGGUACUGUUGCUGGAAUAUUUCCGGAUAAAGUUCUACACAAUAUUAUGUCUAUUUUUACAUUUAUGGGUGCCAAUGUCAUGCGCCUAGAUGACACGUACAGUUUUCAAGUUAUUAGCAAGACAGUGAAGAUGGUUAUUCCAGCACUGAUUCAGUCUGAUAGUGGAGACUCCAGAGAAGUCACAAGAAACGUUGAAGAAAUUGUGGUAAAGAUCAUCAGUGUGUUUGUGGAUGCACUGCCACAUGUUCCAGAGCACAGGCGCCUGCCCAUCCUUGUUCAGCUUGUUGAUACUCUUGGUGCACAGAAAUUCCUCUGGGUUCUUCUUGUCUUGCUCUUUGAACAGUAUGUCACUAAAACAGUGCUGGUGGCUGCCUGUGGAGAAAAGGAUGCUGUUUUAGAGGCAGAUACUGAAUUUUGGAUCUCAGUCUGCUGUGAGUUUAGUGUCCAGCAUCAGGUGCAAAGCUUGAUGAGCAUCCUCCAGUACUUGGUGAAGCUGCCAGAGGAAAAAGAGGAAACCGUUCCCAAGGCAGUAUCUAACAAGUCACAAGAAGAAGUGCUGCAGGUUUUUAAUGUCGACACCCAUACUAGCAAGCAGCUACGGCAUUUUAAAUUUCUGUCAGUGUCCUUCAUGGCCCAGCUCCUGGCUUCCAAUAAUUUUCUCAAAAAGGUGGUUGAAAGUGGUGGUCCUCAAAUUUUAAAAGGACUUGAACAGAGGUUGCUAGAAACUAUUCUUGGCUAUAUCAACACUGUAGCACAGUCCAUGGAAAAAAAUGCAGAUAAACUAACUGUGAAGUUUUGGCGAGCACUUCUUAGCAAAGCUUAUGACAUGUUAGAUAAGGUCAAUGCCUUGCUGUCCACAGAAACAUUCAUUACUGUGAUUAGGGGGCUGGUAGGCAAUCCACUGCCAUCAGUUCGCCGGAAAGCAUUGGAUCUUUUGAACAACAAGUUACAGCAGAAUACAUCCUGGAAGAGGAAGACCAUUUACCGUUUUCUAAAACUGGUUCCAGUCCUUUUGGCCAUUGUUCAGCAUAAAAAAAAGGAUGGGGAAGAACAAGCCAUAAACAGACAGACAGCUCUGUACACGCUAAAGCUUUUAUGCAAGAAUUUUGGUGCAGGAAAUCCAGAGUCUUUUGUGCCAGUAUUGAACACUGCAGUGAAACUGAUUGCUCCAGAAAGGAAGGAAGACAAGAAUGUCCUGGGAAGUUCCCUUCUCUGCAUAGCAGAGGUGGCCUCCACCCUGGAAGCGCUGGCCAUCCCUCAACUUCCCAGCCUGAUGCCAUCACUGCUGGCAGCAACACAGAGCACCAGCGAGCUGGUUCGCAGCGAGGUCUGUCUGCUCAGUGCCCUGGCCGCCCUGCACAAGGUUGUCGAGACUCUGCCGCACUUCAUCAGCCCCUACUUGGAAGGCAUUCUGUCCCAGGUGAUUCAUUUGGAGAAAAUCACUAGUGAAAUGGGAUCUGCCUCACAGGCUAAUGUCCGUCUCACAUCUCUUAAAAAGACACUGGCCACCAGGCUGUCACCUCGAGUCUUAUUACCUGCCAUCAGCAAAACCUUCAAGCAGAUUGCAAGGAACUGGGAGAAUAACAUGGGCCCGUUCAUGAGCAUCUUGCAAGAGCACAUCGGGGUAAUGAAGAAGGAAGAGCUCACCUCCCAUCAGUCUCAGCUGACUGCCUUCUUCCUGGAGGCCCUGGACUUCCGGGCACAGCACUCAGAGGAUGAUCUCGAGGAAAUUGGGAGAACAGAAAGUUGUAUCAUUGACUGUCUGGUGGCCAUGAUCGUGAAACUCUCUGAGGUCACAUUCAGACCCCUGUUCUUCAAGCUGUUUGAUUGGGCCAGAACAGAAGAUGCCCCAAAGGACAGGCUGUUAACAUUUUACAACCUGGCAGACUGCAUUGCUGGGAAGCUGAAGGGGCUUUUUACUCUGUUUGCCGGCCACUUGGUGAAACCUUUUGCUGACACCUUGAACCAGGUGAACAUCUCCAAAACAGAUGAAGCGUUUUUUGACUCUGAACAUGACCCUGAGAAGUGCUGCUUGCUGUUGCAGUUUAUCCUGAGCUGUCUGUAUAAGAUCUUCCUUUUUGACACCCAGCAUUUCAUUAGUAAAGAGAGAGCAGAAGCCCUGAUGAUGCCUCUGGUGGACCAGUUGGAAAACAGACUUGGAGGAGAGGAGAAGUUCCAGGAACGGGUGACAAAGCACGUGAUUCCCUGCAUUGCACAGUUCUCAGUGGCCAUGGCCGAUGACUCUCUGUGGAAACCCUUGAACUACCAGAUUCUGCUGAAGACAAGAGACUCCUCACCCAAGGUCCGGUUUGCUGCCUUGAUUACUGUGUUAGCCCUAGCUGAAAAGUUGAAGGAGAAUUAUAUCAUUUUGCUACCAGAAUCCAUUCCUUUCUUAGCAGAAUUGAUGGAAGAUGAAUGUGAAGAAGUAGAACACCAGUGCCAAAAGACCAUUCAGCAGUUGGAAGUCACGCUGGGAGAGCCGCUCCAGAGCUACUUCUGAAAUUGCCUUGGUGUUUAAUACUCUGCUGAGAGUUCCUAUUUUUAUUUUGGGUGUUUAGUGCCAUGUUACUUUUGGUGCUUUCACACCUACUGGGACUACCUACGGCCCUUACUGACCACUUUGCAGAGUCCCUGCCUGCCCUGUGCUGCACACAAGCCUCCCCUCCAGCUGUAUAGUGCUAGAGUAAAUGAUUCACGGUAUAAGCUC
Sciurus carolinensis (gray squirrel) is the source of this 7127-nucleotide messenger RNA. It is a transcript of the gene Heatr1, whose product is annotated as HEAT repeat containing 1. The transcript is spliced from 44 exons. Gene Ontology annotation, biological process: maturation of SSU-rRNA from tricistronic rRNA transcript (SSU-rRNA, 5.8S rRNA, LSU-rRNA); positive regulation of transcription by RNA polymerase I. The record is from RefSeq and is a predicted model, not a curated record. Lineage: Eukaryota; Metazoa; Chordata; Mammalia; Rodentia; Sciuridae. Gene Ontology annotation, cellular component: t-UTP complex; 90S preribosome; small-subunit processome. The coding region runs from base 501 to 6920 and encodes 2139 amino acids. Gene Ontology annotation, molecular function: snoRNA binding.